UGGUGUUGGUCUAACUGUGGUAGCAAGUUGACAAAGGAACCUGAGGACAACUGGAGAUGAGGGAGAUGAUGUGGAUUUUUGCUGUGAUUAUCUUCUCGGUGUGUGAAACAUGGGGUCUGGACACAGUUGUCAGAAAUGCAUCUUUCAAUCUGGGGAGUGAUGUUAACCUGACAUGCAGCAAUGAACCGAGGAGUGAGGUGAUUUAUGUACUCUGGAAAAUAGACUUGAAACACAAAGAGUGCCAUAUCGCCUACACCAAUGAUGGCCAAAGUACAGACUCCUGCAACGAUGGCAAAUCUCUCCGAAAUACACCCACAGCUCUAUACCUGCAUAUCCCAAACUUCUCAAAUGAUGAUGUUGGGGUCUACCAGUGUGAGACAGUUUAUACAGGAGGAGCUGACGCUCAUAUAAUCAACAUGGAUAUCACAGCUCCUCCCAGUAUAUCAGCCUGGUUAGAGUGGAAGGGCAAUAAGACGGUGGCUGUGUGCAAAGCUGAAAGAGGAAAACCUGCUGCCAGCAUCAGCUGGAGCCAUCUAGAAAAUUCAUCAUCUUUGAAAACCUGGUCUGGCUCAGAUGGAUUCUUUACAGUAGAAAGCCACCUGGAACUCCCUGAGAACAUGGAUCCAAAAACCCUGAGCUGCACAGUCAGACACCCGUACUGGGAAGAGGAGAAAACUUUGGUACCAAAGCUCACAGCAGCUACACGUCCUCAUUUUACUAUGAUGUCCAUCUGUAUAGUUGUGAUAAUCAUUGCAGUUUUGGCUGUAAUCUUAUUCUUUGCAAAAAAGAAACUAAGAUGCUGUGGUGUUGCAGGCAGGUAGACACAUAAUCCAAAUCUCUGCUGACAGAGGAUGUGGAGCCACACGUCAGCUAUGUUCAACGUGUCAACUCUCUAUAACUCAUAAAAAUCCUGCACUUGCAUCGCACACAGACACACACACACACACACACACACUUAAAUGCACAUGGCACUCUGUGAGAAACUGAAGGCUAUGAAAUUGAGAAAUGGUGAAAUAGUAACCAGAGAGAAGAGUGAGAUGAAAGAUUUCAAACAAGAGACGGAGCCUCACAGUUGAAUUCUGUCCUGAUAAACUUGACUGACAUUCAGCAAAAAGGCGACAGACACUCGGUUUAACAUCCACCUUUUGUCACAUAAUUGAUGAUUAUGAUGAUUUGAUCAGCCUCUACGAAGCUGCGUCUUUAUUUCAUCAAACUGGUAGUCAGACACAAACAUCUACAUGUUGCUGCACGAACCAAUGAAUGCUCUUUAUGCCACAUUUACAAGCCAGCAGCACUAGAUGGAUGUAAUGCACAUAAUCAGGUUGUAUAAUGCUUCAAUCUUAUACUCACAGUAACUGUGGGUAUAAAAACAGUUAAGAUAUGAAGUAACCGUGAAUUAAUAUUCAUUAAUUGACUUUUAAGUGUAAACUACUAUAACAUAAAGUCAUAGUGAUUUGAUCAUGUGUUCAUUGUGAGCAACAGGAAUUCAUGAUACAUCCUGUAUUAAUUUAUGCAUGAAAUCAUCAUGAAUCAUUUCCUAAGUAUACUAUUUAUAUCCUUAUCAUAAAGUGUUACAGCCUAGUGCACAGCCAGUGUCUAGACUUCCAUUUGAAUGCUGCAGCUGCAGCGCUAUAACUUAUCUUACCCUCACACCGAUUAUUUAGUUGUACAUAUAGAGCAGAAGAGGAAACUGUUUUGCUUCAGCCUCACAAAUGUAUUUCUGUCCACAGAUCUUAACACACCUGCACAUAUAGAUUCUUAGAUUUCAAUUGCAGCAAAGAACCUUAAAAGUUUGACUUUAAAUUGAAGAGAUUAUUACCAUGACUUCUUUCAAAUAUUUUUAGAAAUGCAACAACAGAAUAAUGAACAAAAGUGGUACUUGUUAAGCUUUUAAUCAGUAAAAAGAUCAAUAAAUCCACCAUGAAACAAAAGCAACCCAUCGUAUUACAACUAUUACUCUACCACUCCAUACGCAUCUAACCAAACAUAUAAAUAAUCUUGUAUUUAGAUACAUACAUACACAAAACAUAGAAAAUAUGAAAUCUUUAGUCUUAAAUAUCUGUCUAGUAUAUUGGCUGGUGUGCAGUAGCUCUCAGGAGCACAAUGAUGCAAAAUGAGCACAAAAUCUAAAAUGCUGACUACAGCAUGUGUUGUGGACACAAAAUGUAUGAAAACUACAUUCUCCAUCAUGAACUGGAUAAUGUGGCAGAAGCACAAACAGUUGAGCCUGUAAACAACGUUAAUUAAGACAAGUCUAGGCAGCUAAAAUUUUUCAUUCUCUAAGUUCAGCUUUUCUGACUUUGGUGACUGAAAGCGACACACUGAAUACAUCAAGAUUGUGAGUCAUUCAGGUCGUGGUGUAACAAGCUGUAGUUUGUCAGAAACUACUCAUCUUGCUGUUUUCAAGCUUAAAUAUCUAUUUAAUAGUAUAAUUGGUUGGUGUGGGAUAGUUCUUAGGAGCAAAACCACUGACUACACCUAUUUUGUUGACAUGUGUCUGCAAAUAAAAAGUUAGGCACAGUUGUGUUCAGGAGAGAAACGGCUCUGGGCUUCAUGUUUCCACAACCAGUUGCUGUUGUUUGUGGACGUUUUUGUGUUUCAUUUUACAAGAUUUUCCUAUUUGAGGAUCAAGCUUUGAUUGGCAGUUCAACUACAAACUUCUUGCACACCUUCACAAAAUAUUAGACACUUUCUGUUGUUUGUGAUAUUAUAAACCAGUCCUGUGUCUUACAUUAAAGCUCAAAUGAACUUUUCCUCGUUUCUGUUUACCUCAUAAAUACAUAAUCGUCUGCAAGUUCAUCAACGAUACAGGUUGUGGUUGAAGUGCUGCUGGUAUAUUAACUGUGGCAUAGUUACAGUUGUCAUCAGUGGUAGCUCCGGUUCUUCUUGAUUCUUUGGUGCUGCUGUGGUCAAUAGAGGUGUAUGUUACGUCCUCGUUAGGCUGUUAUAACAGUGUGAUGGUAAUUCCUCUGUCCUAAACAUAUGUUACACUUCAAUUAUUCUACUUUUUCAUACAGUGCUUUUGCAACUAGAACGUGUGAUAUGGUGUGGUAUGGCAUGUGGUUAGCAGCUAUGACUUUCUGCGGAUGAAACAGCUGCACAGUUUCAUAUAGCUUCAACAGAGGCCUCACUCUUAUGUUCACCCAGUAUGCAAUUCUAUCAUAAAAGCUCUCCAAUGCACUCAUGGUACUGAUAGCAAUGAAUAUUUAUGCUCAUCAAUAAUAAACUUCACAUUGAUGUGAUGUGGGCUUAUUAUUUGUGCUGCUUUUAUCAUCUGCAGAAUCCCCUGAAAGA
Messenger RNA from Thunnus maccoyii (southern bluefin tuna), 3294 nucleotides. RefSeq names its product cell surface glycoprotein CD200 receptor 1-B-like. Gene Ontology annotation, biological process: regulation of neuroinflammatory response. Bases 57 to 821 code for a protein of 254 amino acids. The transcript has 6 exons. The record is from RefSeq and is a predicted model, not a curated record. Lineage: Eukaryota; Metazoa; Chordata; Actinopteri; Scombriformes; Scombridae. Gene Ontology annotation, molecular function: signaling receptor activity.